Phytophthora sojae is the source of this 1414-nucleotide messenger RNA. RefSeq names its product protein kinase. The record is from RefSeq and is a predicted model, not a curated record. The coding region runs from base 108 to 1241 and encodes 377 amino acids. Gene Ontology annotation, biological process: protein phosphorylation. The transcript has 6 exons. Gene Ontology annotation, molecular function: protein kinase activity; protein serine/threonine kinase activator activity; ATP binding. NCBI's taxonomy places the organism in Eukaryota, Oomycota, Peronosporomycetes, Peronosporales, Peronosporaceae.
CUGCCUCGAAACCUCCGCCGCCUUUGCCGCUUCGCUUUGCUGACUGGGCCAGCAGCAGGAAAGUAUCCACCACCUACCUCACUUCCCCACCACAGCGAGUGAGCACCAUGGCGGACGAGUGGCCCACCGUUGCCUCCGAGUACCAGAUCAUCGAGCAGAUCGGCCAGGGCGCCUUUGCCAAAGUAUGGAAGGCGUACUGCGUGCCCAAGAAGAUCCACGUAGCCAUUAAGAUCAUGGACCUGGAGAAGAUCACCACCAGCUUCGAGGACAUCCGCGCUGAGGUGCAGACCAUGAAGAUGACCAACCACCCGAACGUCCUCAAGUGCUACUGCAGCUUCGUGCAUAAGGACCAACUGUGGCUGGUCACGCAGCUCAUGAACAAGGGCUCGUGUCUGCACGUGAUGAACCUGCUCAAGAAGAAGGGGCUGGGAGAGGGGCUCAAGGAGGAGUUCGUGGCUGUCAUCCUGCACGAGACGCUCAAGGGGCUGCAGUACUUCCACGAGAACGGCCAGAUCCACCGAGACAUCAAGGCCGGUAACAUCCUGCUGGACAGCGAGGGUCACGUGGUGAUCGCCGACUUUGGCGUCUCCGGCUGGAUGAUGGAGGGGGGAGACCGUCGGAAGAACCGCCAGACGUUCGUGGGCACGCCCUGCUGGAUGGCGCCCGAGGUCAUGGAGCAGGUGCGCGGCUACGACUACAAGGCCGACAUCUGGUCGCUGGGCAUCACAGCGCUGGAGCUGGCUAAGGGCUACGCGCCCUACGCGCGCUUCCAGCCCAUGAAGGUGCUGCUGCUCACGCUGCAGGAGGACCCACCGUCGCUUCGCACUUACGAUGACGAUGGAAGUGGCCACCAGUUCGGACGCCACUUCAAGGAUGUGGUCAAGCUCUGUUUGCAGAAGGACCCGUCGAAGCGUCCUGGCACGUCGGCGCUGCUGAAGCACAGCUUCUUCAAGAAGGCGGGGGAUACGGUCUACCUCGCCCGGAACCUGCUUACCAACAUCGAAGACAUUGGCGAGAGCUGCAUGACUGCCGGCAUCGCAGACGCCCUCCCCGGUGCGGGGCCGCUUUACGCAAAGGGAACGAAGGGCCCGCCUGGAUCGGAAGCGGAGGGGUCCAAGUACGUUCCAGGCACGACCUGGGUAUUCGAUGACGAGGAGGAUGACGCCAAUAAGAUGUCGAUAGACGAUUUCGCCAGUCAGUUUGACAUGGUUACGGGUGGCGAGGAAUUCCGCUCCAAGUAAACUCAGCAACUAGCACCCGCAAGCUCUUUGCAAGACUGGACACACUCUGCACGGCGUCCUCAACGAACCUCUCGAGGAGAAAAGUCUCAUGCCACAGACCAAGGACAAGGCGCCUACGGAGUGUCCACGCUCGUAGCAGAAAACUAAAUUCAGGUCUGUCUUUGUUUUGGUUU